Marmota monax (woodchuck) is the source of this 3293-nucleotide messenger RNA. RefSeq names its product SWI5 dependent homologous recombination repair protein 1 (gene Sfr1). The coding region runs from base 214 to 1116 and encodes 300 amino acids. The transcript is spliced from 6 exons. Gene Ontology annotation, cellular component: Swi5-Sfr1 complex. Gene Ontology annotation, biological process: positive regulation of DNA-templated transcription; double-strand break repair via homologous recombination. NCBI's taxonomy places the organism in Eukaryota, Metazoa, Chordata, Mammalia, Rodentia, Sciuridae. The record is from RefSeq and is a predicted model, not a curated record.
AGGGCUCAGCAAGGGCCGUGCGCACCCCCAGCGUCCUCCUUCUGGACCCACCCAAUCGUCCUCAGCGCUCAUUCUCCUUCCGGUACUGCGCCAGGGCAAGUUCCGUUGUCUUCAUUUUAGCUCGCAUUUGGCUAACUGGUUGGAACCCAUCGCUGCUCUUUGGCGGUCUCUGCCCUUUGGAGCGUUUGUGAGCUGUACAAUUCGGGUCCCGCCAUGUCUGAGGAAAGCAAGUGCUGUGGUGAGCGCGCAGACAAGCCCGAAAUCAACCAGGAGGACGGUGCUGGGGACACAAACAAGGAUGCAGAAGAGAGUAAAGAUCUCAUUUCCACAAUGCAAAGUUCACCAGAUAAAGCUAGGACUCCACAAGACUCUGUGGAUCCACCAUCUCCUGAUUCGGAUAGUUCACAAAAAGAACCUACAAGUGCAACACUUAAAGACAAAGUAAAGAAGACAAGAAUUUCAUCUAAUUCUUGCAGUGUGAUAAAACGUCUUAAAGUAGAGAAGAAAGAAAAUGAUCAGAAUUUUUCAGAGAAACCGGCAUCUUCAACAGUAGAAAACAGCUUGGAAUCUCAAAGUUCUAAACACAAAGGCAGUGAAUCUGAAGAAAAUGCACAAUUGAAAAAUACAGUCAAGAAUGUCAGUGCAUGUAAAUCUGAGCCCGUUAAUUCUGUGAUUGAGAAACCUAAACAAGGAUUAAAUGAAGAAAAAGCACUAUUGGUGAAGCAGGUUCGUGACAAAGAAGAGCUGCUUCGGAGGCUAAAACUAGUCAAAAUGUAUAGAUCAAAGAAUAACCUGUCUCAGUUAGAGAUAUUAAUAUCAAAGUGGAGAAACUGUAGCCAGCUGUUGCUUUAUGAGCUGCAGUCACUCAUGUCGGAAGAGAAGAAAAUAACCCUUACUCAAUUGAUAGACCUCUAUGGGUUGGAUGAUACACUGCUGCAUUUUAAUAGAAGUGAAGAAGAAUUUGCAGGCAAUAGAGCAGAGACCCUGCGCCUAUUGGAAGGAAAAGUAGGCACAGAUCUCUACCAUAUCGGCUUAGGAACUGAAUACCUUGGCAAGACUCACAGAGUAAAAGAAAUAAGAUCAAAAAUCAAUAAAUGGGAUGGACUCAAACUUUAAAAAGCUUCUUCACAGCAAAGGAAACAAUGUGAAGAGAGAGCCUACAGAAUGGGAAAAAUUUAUCACAUUCAACUCAGAGCAUUAAUCUCCAGGAUACAUAAAGAACUCAAAAAAUUUAACACCAAAAAAACCCAAAUAACCCUAUCAAUAAAUGGGCUAAGGAACUGAACAGACACUUCACAGAAGAAGAAAUACAGUCAAUCAACAAAUAUAUGGAAAAAAUAUUCUAACAUCCUAGCAAUUAGAGAAAAGCAAAACUACACUGAGAUUACAUCUCUUCCAGUAAGAAUGGCAAUCAUCAAGAAUAUAAGCAACAAUAAAUGUUGUCUAGGUACACUCAAAUAUUGCUGGUGGGACUGCAAAUGGGUGCAACUACUAUAGAAAGCAGUAUGGCCAUAUCUCAGAAAACUUGGAAUGGAACCACCGUUUGACCCAGUUACCCCACUCCUAGGUUUAUACCCAAAAGACUUAAAAUCAGCAGCCUACUACAGCGACACAGCCACAUCAGUGUUUGUAGCAGCUAAACUAUGGAAUCAACCUUUCAACAGAUAAAGAAAUUGGUAUAUAUACACAAUGGAAUAUUCCUUAGUCUUAAAGAAGAAUGAAAUUAUGGCAUUUGCCAAUAAAUGGAUGCAACUGGAGAAUAUUCUGCCAAGUAAAAUAAGCCGAUCCCAAAGAACCAAAGGCUGAUACUAAUUCACAACAAGGGGGUGGUGGGGGAGAAUAGUGGUAUUCAGGAGUGAAGGGAGGGGAGGGGGCGUGGGGUUGGAAUGAUAGUAGAAAGAAUCUGACAUUAUUACCCUAUGUGCAUAAAUGAUUUACGUGACUUGUGUAACUAUCAUGUAUAACCAGACAAAUGAGAAGUUAUACUCAUAUAUGUAUGAUGUGCUAAAAUGCAUUCUCAUGUAUUCUCAUGUAUAAGUAAUUAGAGUAAAUUUACAAAAUGUGCUCUUUAGUAUAGAAAUUUUCAACCCAAUGCUAGGAUUGAAAGGGAUUCAGAGGGAUGGAUUUGCACAGAUGUGAACAGCCAGUAGGCAUUUUCCCCAUGGGCACUGCCACCUGAGACAGCUCAAGACUGGAUAGGUAAACCUGAAUGAGAGGUUUGCAUUACAGGAGGAGUUCAUGGAACACUUUUUCAAUCUCGCGCUGCACAUGUUCAUCAUCCUCAACUCUCUUCUGGAGGAAAGCCAUCAUUUCAACUAAGCCAGCUGCCUUCUGCUUCACCUGAAGAAACCCAACAGCAGAAACUUUGAAUUCAGAAAACAUACAUCUUUAAUUUUGUUUUAAAAAACCACCAAAUCUUAAGCCCAUCUUUCUAAGAUUAAAAAAAAUUAAAAUUCCUGCCAUUAUGUAAUAAAAGGUGUGUAAAACUUGGCGGGGCACAUUCCAUGAAAAUUUUAAAGUGUAUAUAAUUGGCUUCUUGCUGAAAAUCAAGUAUGCAAGCAACUAGAAUUUUCUUAUAUCUUUUUGACAUUUGUUCCCUUAGGUAAAAUUGUCAGAUCAUAGAUACUUCAACAAAAAUAAGCCAGCCUGAUUAUGUGGCACUAAGGUAGGAAUCUGGGGAGGGGAGGAGGAAGCCCCUUGAGCAUCAGCAAGAGAAAGGAUUCUUUCCCCGGAUUCAUACUCUCAAAAUUUCUGCCCUUUGCUACAUCUUUUCUAUUCUAGAAAAACUAAUUUCCGCCCUCUGCUACAUCUUUUCUAGAAAAACUAUAAAGUUGGUCUAGUGAGCUUAAUAUAACUAGUCUGCAAAACAGGGUCAUCUGUAACAGUGUUGUCCAACAGAAAUGAAAUGUGAGCCAUAGCCAUUUAAUUAAAAGUAAAAUGAAACAGAUGAACUUAAAUCUGUAUGAAAAACAUUAAUGAGAUAUUUCUCCUCCCCCCCCCCCUCCAUAAACUAAAUCUUAUAAAUGUGUGUAUUUUCCACCUUCAGCACAUCUCAAUUAGGACUGGCCACAUUUAUUUCAAGUGCACAAUAACCGCACAUCACUAGUGGCCCAGUUUUGGAUAGUGUAGAUCUAUAAACAGACCUGCUUGAGGCCCUUGAUAGCAUCAAAGUUAAUAUUUUACUUCGUAAUUUUAUUGUUAAUAUCUAAAUCGUUAGCUUUUCUGUAUGCAUUGGUCAAUGAUACUAUAUAGUUGAUAUUAGUAUAUUGAGAAUAAAAUGAAAUAAAAAAUGA